Penicilliopsis zonata CBS 506.65 is the source of this 1674-nucleotide messenger RNA. RefSeq lists its product as hypothetical. Bases 42 to 1649 code for a protein of 535 amino acids. The record is from RefSeq and is a predicted model, not a curated record. Lineage: Eukaryota; Fungi; Ascomycota; Eurotiomycetes; Eurotiales; Aspergillaceae. The transcript has a single exon.
CAACUUUCUACUCUUUAUUACACUCUUUCAACUGAAACACGAUGCGUCUGCUGAGCCUCCUGGGCAGCGUGGCGCUGGCCACGGCCACCCCCCUGGUGAAGACGUCGUACGGCGACCUGGUGGGCACCGAGUCGCCGUAUCGGCCGGGGGUGAACGUGUACCGGGGCAUCCCGUACGCGAAGCCUCCGGUGGGCGACCUCCGGUUCCGGGCGCCUGAGAAGCCGGACAACUGGACGGGGACGCUCAACGCGACGGUGUUUGGCCCGCAGUGCAUCCAGCCCAACACGGGCUCGUCGAUCUUCACGACGGGCGACAGCGCGCAGAGCGAGGACUGCCUGUACAUCAACGUGUGGACGCCCGAGAACGCGACGGCGGGCGACAACCUGCCCGUGUACCUGUGGAUGUACGGCGGGCGCUACUACCUGGGCUCGGGCGACGUGCUGACGUACGACGGGUCCGGGCUGGCGCAAAAGGACGUGAUUGUGGUGACGUUCAACUACCGGCUGGGCGUGCUGGGCUUCUUCGCCCACCCGGAGCUGAGCGCCGAGUCCGGCCACAACUCGUCGGGCAACUACGGCCUGCUGGACGCGAUCAACGCGCUGACCUGGGUGCACGAGGAGAUCGCGGCGUUUGGCGGCAACCCGGAGCACAUCACCGUGGGCGGGCAGUCGGCAGGCUCGUGCUCGGCGCUGUCGAUGAUGUGGAGUCCGCUGACGGAGGGACUGGGCCUCAAGGGCGUCAUCGCGGAGACGGGGGCGCGCUCGGUGCACGACCCGAUGACGGGCGGCUCGUCGACCAGCUACCGCGACAAGGUGGGCGCCGAGACGUUUGGCGAGCUGUUCCUGGAGGAGCUGAACCUGACGAGCGUGGCGGAGCUGCGGGCGAUGAACGCCAGCGACCUGUCGUCGUACGGCUACGACAACGACAUUGUGUACGAGAACACGCAGUUUGCCAACCUGUCGGCGUUUAUGGAACCCCCGGAGUUCCGCCCGGUGGUCGACGGCUACGUGCUGACGCACACGUACGGCGACGCCCUGCGGCUCAACGCGCACGCCGACGUGCCCAUCCUGACGGGCAACAACGCGGACGAGUCGGGCGCCGACGUCGACCCGGGCCUGACGCUGGCGGAGUUUGACGAGGACUUCAGCGCCAUGUUUGGCAACUCGUCGGCGGCGGCGUUUGCGCUGUACCCGGCGGACAACGCGUCCAUGGCCGACAUGCAGAACAACGCCAUCUUCCGCGACCUCAACCGCAUCGGCACCUGGGACUGGGGCAAGGACUACAACGCGGGCGGCGCGCAGAGCAACGUCUACACCUACUUCUGGACGCACGCGGCGCCCACGGGCAGCGGCGGCGCCUUCCACGGCUCGGAGCUGUACUACGCCUUUGCCUCGAUCCCCUACGCCGACACCAGCGCCAACUGGACCGAGACCGACUACGAGGUCAUGGAGACCAUGUCCACCUACUGGGCCAACUUCAUCAAGCACAGCGACCCCAACGGCGACGGCCUGGCCGAGUGGCCGGCCAACUCCGCCGACAACCACACCUGCAUGUGGCUGGGCAACCAGUUCCAGGCGGGCAUGCUGGCCGAUCCCGUUGAGCGCAUCGACUUUUUCAUGGACUGGUUUGCGACGCAGAGACAGUGGUAGUAUGAGUAUGAGUAUUAGAUGUAUG